This is a messenger RNA of Phyllotreta striolata, 1657 nucleotides long. NCBI's taxonomy places the organism in Eukaryota, Metazoa, Arthropoda, Insecta, Coleoptera, Chrysomelidae. The record is from the annotation of a GenBank genome assembly.
CACAAGAUUGUCAAUGUAUUGUUGAUAUUAGAAUUCAAUUGAUUAUAAUUUAGUGGAAAUUUUUGUAUUAUUCAAAGUACAAUUCAAUAAACAUUUUACAAUAUAAAUAUUCAACAAAACGAUGUGGCUCCGGACAGGCAAACUUUAGGUACUUUACAUAUCUUCGGAAUGUAAUAAUGUGAUAAACUUACAAAUAGAACAUAAUCAUAAAGAGCAGCUUACUUGAAACGAUGAGGUCGAACAGCAAGAACACUUUGCUGAAAGUGGUGAUUUUAGGGGACGGGGGCGUCGGGAAGAGUUGCCUGAUGAACAGGUUCGUAUCGAACCAGUUCGACGAACACUCUUUUCACACCAUCGGCGUCGAAUUCCUCAACAAAGACAUCGAACUCGAUGGCGAAACGUACACUCUACAAAUUUGGGAUACAGCCGGACAGGAACGAUUCAAAACGUUAAGAACCCCUUUCUACCGAGGCAGCGAUAUAUGCAUGCUAACCUACGCGGUCGAUGAUAAAUCCAGCUUUAAAAACAUCGAAAUGUGGAGGAACGAGUUUCUCAAUUACGCUGACGUUAAAGAAAACGGCCAGUUCCCAUUUAUCGUCGUUGGAAAUAAGUCCGAUGUCCCAGUCGAGGAACGUGAAGUGUCCCAAUUGGAGUUGGAGACGUGGUGCAACGAGAACUCGAUCACUUCUUGCAUAGAAACUUCAGCGAAAAGCGCCAGCAAUGUACAGGAAGCGUUCAAAAUGGCCGUGCAGUAUUGGUUGAGACUAGAAUCCAGAGCCGAUAAAAUCGAUCCGGGGGUCAACGAUACAGUCGAUUUGAAGAAGAAACAUUCCGAUAACAGAAGCUCCUGUUGUACGGGAUCCAGCGAAUGAUCAUUCGAUCGGUUGAAUCGUUUAUUUGGCCAGCUACAGCGAUUUUUACUUGUAUAUGCAUUUCUCGUUGUGGUGAGGACUGUUUUAUUUGUGCAUUAGUUGCAUUUGAAUGAAUUUGAUAGGGUUUUAAAUGUGCUCUAAUGGCGGUGAUUGUUAAAUGCGUUUAGAUUGCACUGCGUAUGAACUCGUUGGUACGUUUUUGUUAUCGAUGUAGCAAUAAAAGUUACCUUUAUGUUAUUGAUACUUCUAAAUGAACAGUAUUUAAAUGUUACUAGCCAAAUAUGUGUUUAUACGCAGCUUGGAUUGUAACUAUUUUCGGCCCGAGCUGCUUAUUUAUUAUGUUUUUUGUUUUGUGAAAGUAUUUUUAGUAAAUUGUUUAUUGUCAAGUUAGUACAGCUCUAUUUAGGUAAGAUUCUGGGUUGUUUUUUGGUGGAAGUAGUACCAUCAAAUUUGCAUUAUUUGAUUUCAUGUCUAAUGGAAAAAAAAAUUAUAGUAUUAUCAAGUACCAAAUAUUUAUCUUUCAGUUUGUAUAACUUUAUUUUGAUCUAGGUAAAUUUACAUACUACCAUGUUUUAGUUUAAUUUUACAUUGUUGGGACAAGCCUUGCAAAUUAUUUAAAUCCUUAUUAUUUAAAUUAUCGCACAAAUUAGAAAGAUUAAAAACAAAUUAAAUGUGCCGUGUAUAAAGAAUGUCAAAAAUUUGUAUUGCUUUAAGCACACAAUACUCAUUGUAUAUAGUUAUUAGCUAAAUUAGCUUUUGUACUGCAAUGUCUGAUAACAAUAAAA